UGUAAAUUAAUAGCAAAAUUGGAAAGAACUUGGGAAUUUAAAUUAAAUAAAGAAUUUAAGAAAAAAGUUGGGAUAAAAGAACUUAAUAAAAUUGAACCAGUUUUGUAUUGUAUUAUGCUAGAUUUGAUAAAAAGAAUGAAUGGAAUAGUUGAUUUUAAAUGUAAAAUUAAAAAUGUGAAAAAUGAUGAGUUAUUAAAGGUAGGAAUUGAUAAAAUAGAAUUUUUUGGGAGAUAUGGGAAAUAUUUUUGACAAGAAAUAUCGAAAUUUUUGACUUUAAACCCGCUCGUGUUACCCUAUUCAAAACAGAAGGAAAACUGCCGUAUUGAGAAUAUAAAUUAAAUUCUGAUACUGUAGCGAGGUAGAAGCUCUCCCAGAAAAUGCCAGAGAUUGUAUGCGACAUACCCUACGACCUCUCCAAUGCAUUAUUGUUAACCUCUCAACCAUCCCAUCACCUAGAGAUCGUUUUCAUUUUGAUUUUUUACUAGCUGGGAGGAAACUUGACAGGUCUUACAAAAAUUUUUAUUCACAGAUGAGACGCCAGCUUCAUCUUGAAGCAUUUUCUACUACACUUUUGGAAGAAAAUAAGCAUUAUGAAGAAAACCAAUAUAAAAUUGUUCGAAUAAUUUUCGAAUUAAAUAAAGAAAAUACAAUUAAUUGGAUAAAUAAAAUAUCAAAACGGUUAGGGGAACUGAAGAAAAUAAGAGAGCAAUUGAAUUUAGACAACCCUGGACUAAAAGAAAAUUUUUAUUUGAAUCCAGAAGGCUUCCAACCAAUUGAAAUAUUUGAAAGUAAACUCGAUCACGAUUCCUUAGAUUUUUUGGAAAUAAAAAAGGACGAGGAAAUUAUUAAAAAAGCAAUGGAAACAUUAAUUAAAAUUAUAAAUAAAUGGAAGUCUAAAAAUGGGGUUAAAGACAAAUUUAAAAUUACAGGAAAUUACGAGUUUGGUAUUUGGUUAAUUGAAGAUGUUGAAAUUAAUGUUGUAUUUGAUGUCGAUUUAGUUGAAAAAUAUUUUGGUUCAGAAAAGUCUAUUUGUGAACCUCUUAUUUCGCAAAAUUGUAAAGACAAUUCGCUCUAUUGUUUUUUAUGUAAAGAACAUUUUGAGGAUUUAGAGGUUUUUAAUAUUUUUAGUUUAUAAUAGGAUAGCUCCCCGAGCCUUUGGGGCUGAUGUAUCGGGGUUGGGGUUUGCUGGGGUAGAGCCUUCGGGUUUAGGGUCGGGGUUUUUGGCAAAAAACAGUCAGGGUUUUGGGUGUCGGGCUGGGGUUUUAUACCCGGACGAGCGUGUGCGUCGGAUGAUCGAGGUUUGU
This is a messenger RNA of Meloidogyne enterolobii, 1304 nucleotides long. The record is from the annotation of a GenBank genome assembly. NCBI's taxonomy places the organism in Eukaryota, Metazoa, Nematoda, Chromadorea, Rhabditida, Meloidogynidae.